AUGUAUAAUGAUUCGAGAGAUGAUUCUCGAAAUAAUAAGUCAACUUCAAUAAGUCCUGGUCAAUCCGAAGAUUUUACAACUCAAGAUCUAUCAACUGAACAUUCAUCAAUACCAAUUCCGAAAUCAGCUCCAUUACCAACUACAACUUCAGAAAAUAAUCAAAGUUCUUUACAAGUUCCAAAUACUAGACGGAAACGUGGAUUAUCUUUACGGUCACAAUUAUUCAAUAAAGCAUUUAAUAUACAACAAGAUCAAUCAUCACCAAAUUCACAGAACAACACGACGACAUCAACUCUACAUAACAAAAAUGUAACCUUUGCGACACAAAAUGGAAUAGAACUACAAGAUAUACCCAAAGAUUUAACUCCUGAACCACCACAAAUAAAUGUUGAAGAGUGUCCUGAACCUUAUCUAACAUCUUCAUCAGCAAUACAUUUGGGGAAAUAUGAACCUUAUAAUACUUAUGAAAAUCAAUUAACUAGAUCAUCUACUCAUUUGACUAUUGAAAGAAGUAACAAUAGUUCGGCAUCAUCAUUUGUAUCAAGAAGGGAAAGGCUCCAUGGUAUUUCCAACAAUAAAUUUAAAAAGAGAUUGAUAGAAUUCAAAAAUAAAUUACUUGGUCUAAAAUGUUUGCCAGCAACUGAAGCUGGAAGAAUUAUACCACUAUCAGUAAAUCCAAAUUCAGUCAACUCAUACUACCUGGAUGAAUACUAUCUACCAAAACAAAAAAGUUACAUAGAUGAAAGAACAAAUCUACCAUACAUCAGCAAUCUAGUAACAUCAUCAAAGUAUACAAUAUAUUCAUUUUUACCGAAACAAUUACGAGCGCAAUUCUCCAAAAUUGCAAAUUGUUAUUUCAUGAUUGUUGCCAUAAUGCAAAUGAUACCUGGUUGGUCAACUACUGGUCAAUAUACAACGAUUAUUCCAUUAUGUAUAUUCAUGUCUAUAUCAAUAGCAAGAGAAGGUUUUGAUGAUUGGAAAAGACAUGGUCAUGAUAAAGAAGAAAAUAGUAAAAUGACCACUAUAAUUAGAGAAGAUGAAGAUUUAAGUAGUUUUGAUACUCAUUCAAUCAACACUAUACUAACAGAAACAAUACCAGUUCCUAAUAUUACGAAAAAUAAUUUAUCUAUACAUAAUAUAUCAUCAACAUCAUCACUAUCAGAUACAGAAGAUACAUCAGCUAGAAGACAUUCUUUAUCUUAUAACGACAGAGCUGCAUUAAAGAGAUAUAACUUGAAAGAAAUACCGACAAAAUGGAAAAAUUUAAAAGUCGGUGAUAUAGUGAAAAUUAAAGAAAACGAAUGGUUUCCAGCAGAUGUUUUACUACUAGCUACAAGUGAUAUGGAAAAACACGAAGCAUUUGUUGAAACAAUGGCAUUAGAUGGUGAAACCAAUUUAAAGUCGAAACAACCUCAUCCAGAAUUAUCAAAAAGAGCUUCAACUGUACCUGGUUUGAAAAAUUUGAAAACUUUGAUUACAACAGAAGAUCCAAAUCUUGAUUUAUAUAAUUUUGAAGCAUCAUUUCAAUUAAAUGAUGAGAUUUAUUCAUUAAAUUCUGAUAAUAUCGUGUAUCGUGGUAGUAUAUUGAGAAACACGGACUCAGUUUUAGGUAUAGUUGUCUUCACUGGUGAAGAAACUAAAAUUAGAAUGAAUAAUAUUAAAAAUCCAAGAACCAAAGCUCCAAAGCUUCAAAAAAAUAUUAAUUAUAUCGUCAUAUUCAUGGUGUUUGUUGUUAUUAUGUUGUCAGCGUUUUCAACGAUGGCACAACGUAUUCAAUUUAGAGAUCAUAGAUUAAAAGAUUGGUAUUUAUAUCAACAAGAUGCAGGUGUAGCUGCAACUUUAAUGGGUUUCAUCAUUAUGUAUAAUACUUUAAUUCCGCUUUCACUUUAUGUUACAAUGGAAAUUAUUAAAGUGAUGCAACUAUGUUUUUUACAAUUUGAUAUUGAUAUGUAUCAUGUUGAAACCAAUACACCAGCUGAUGCCAAAACUGCAACCAUUUUAGAAGAGCUUGGACAAGUUUCAUACGUUUUCAGUGAUAAGACUGGUACUUUAACUGAUAACAAGAUGAUUUUCAGAAAAUUUAGUGUUUGUGGAGUUAGUUGGUUACAUGAUUUAGAUUUAAUGCUUAAGGAAAAAGAAAAUCCAAAUAGUCAAAAUAUACCUCCAUUAGUUGCAAGAUUAAGUAUGCAUGUGAAAUCUAAAAAAGAUCUUGAAGAUGUCAAUAUAAAUCACAAAAACAGUACAACUUCAGUUGUUAGAGAUAGUAUGGAUGGUAGACAUUCUGGAUUAAGUGCAAAAAGUUGGGUUUCAACAGCUCAACCUCAUAAAAAACAAAAUCCAACUAAUUCAAUUCAACUAUUAAAACAUUUGCAAUCUCAUCCUCAUACAUUGUUUGCAAGGAAAGCCAAAUUGUUUUUGUUAUCGUUAGCUUUGUGUAGUACAUGUUUACCUAGAAGGAAAAAAGCUUUAAAACAUAAAGUUAGUGAGUCAUCAUCAUCAAUAGAAGAGAUUAUUGACGAAGAUGAAUGCGAAGACGAUGCUUCAAUCAUGUAUCAAGCUGCUUCGCCAGACGAGUUAGCAUUAGUUCAAGCUGCCAGAGAUUUGGGUUAUGUUGUAUUUGACAAAUCAAGUGAUAACUUAAAAAUUAAAACAUACCCGAAUGGAUUUGAGAGUGAACCAGUCGUUGAAGAAUAUCAAGUGCUUGAAAUAAUAGAAUUCUCAUCAGCUAGAAAAAGAAUGUCGAUUGUUGUUAGAUUUCCAGACGGUAGAAUAGCUAUUAUAUGUAAAGGAGCAGACAACAUAAUUUUAGAGAAAUUGAAAAAUUCCAAAAUGGCUCAAAAUAAAGCUAAAGAUAUAGCAUUACAAUCAACUGAAAGAAAAAUGGAGGAAGCUGAUGUUGUAUUACAAUCAAGAUUUUCUCAUGACUUAGAAUCUAGAAAAUCUGGAUUAUCAUUCCGUCAAAGCAUAAAUAUUGGAAACUCAGCACCAGCAAGAAUGAAUACUAUAGAUAAUGCUUUAAUGAGUACAGAAGAGGAAGAGAUUGCUGAUAUCGCUGAUAAAGCUAGGAAAUCAUUACAUCUUCAACAAGCUCAAAGAUAUAGUUUAGAUGAAGAAGAACUAAACGAUGGUAAAAAAUCUACAGCAUCUGAUCAACAUACUCAUUCAAUACCUCAUGAUAAGUUAUUAGUCAAUGAAGAAUAUAUUGUUGAAAAGACUUUAGAACAUAUUGAGGAAUUUUCAACCGAAGGAUUACGUACUUUAUUAUACUCAUUUAGAUGGUUAGACAAAGCUGAAUUUGAAUCAUGGCAUUCAGAAUAUUCCAAUGCUAAAACAGCAUUAACAGAUCGUGCAAAAUUAGUUGAAGAAACAGGUGGCAAGAUUGAAAAGAAUCUUGAAUUAAUUGGUGCUACCGCAAUUGAAGAUAAAUUACAAGAUGGAGUAAGUGAAACUAUUGUCAAAUUGAGAAGAGCUGGUAUUAAACUCUGGAUGUUGACUGGUGAUAAAAGAGAAACUGCAAUCAAUAUCGGAUAUUCAUGUCGUCUUAUAAAGGAUUAUUCAACUGUGACUAUACUAUCAAAUGAUGAGGGUAAACAAGCUAUCUUGAAUAAAAUCACUUCAUUUCUGAAAGAGAUUAAAGGUGGAAGAAUAGCACAUAGCGUUUUAGUCAUUGAUGGUGGAACAUUAGCAGAUGUUGAGGCUGAUCCAACUUUGUUAGCAUUAUUUUUAGAUUUAUGUGUUGAAGUUGAUUCAACAAUUUGUUGUAGAGCUUCACCUUCACAAAAGGCAAAUAUGGUCAGUGCAGUUAGGAAAUUAAAAAAUGAAUCAGUUACAUUAGCUAUUGGAGAUGGUGCAAAUGAUAUUGCAAUGAUUCAAAGUGCAGAUAUAGGUGUUGGUAUUACGGGUAAAGAAGGUUUACAAGCUGCAAGAUCUGCUGAUUAUGCAAUUGCACAGUUUAGAUUUUUGUUGAAAUUAUUAUUGGUCAAUGGUAGAUACAAUUAUAUCAGAACUUCAAAAUUUGUUUUGUGUACAUUCUACAAGGAGUUGUUGUUUUAUUUGACUCAAUGUAUUUAUCAAAGAAAUACAUUAUUUUCAGGAUCAUCAAUGUAUGAAAGCUGGUCAUUAUCAAUGUUUAAUACACUAUUUACUUCAUUACCUGUUCUUUGCAUCGGGAUGUUUGAUAAAGAUCUAAAGCCAGCUACAUUGUUAGCAGUUCCAGAACUAUAUGCAAAGGGAAGAUUAUAUCAAGCGUUCAAUUUGAAGGUGUUUAUUUCAUGGAUGUUACUAGCUACACUACAAAGUCUUGGUAUGACAUUUUUAGGAUUUUAUAUUUGGGGUUUUACUGCAUUACGUGAUAAUACAACUUUUGCAUUAGGUUCAUUAUUAUUCACUGCUUUAAUUAUUGUCAUAAAUGCUAAAAUCACAUUUUUAGAGAUGCAAAAUAGACAAUGGUUAGCAUUUGCAUCAUUUAUAAUAUCAGUAGGUGGAUUUGGUCUAUGGAAUGUAUUAAUAAUGAUGCUUUAUAGAAAAAAACAGUCACCAAUUUUCUUUGUCGCUUAUGGUUUACUAACUUGGGGUCAAGAUCAAAGUUGGUGGGCUGCAUUAUUGAUAAUUUUCACAGUUCCUUUAUUUUUUGAUAUACUUAUUAAGAUUUUCAAAUUUAUGUUCAAACCCAAUGAUGAUGAUACUUUUAAAGUUUAUGAACAAGAUUUUGAAUUGAGGCGAGUUUUUGAACAUACUGCUUACAAGGAUUUAUAUCAAGGUUGGACUUUUGUUCGUGAGCCAUCAACUACCAGAAUGUUGAUACUCAAUUUGUUUAAUAAAUUUGGUCUUGGUUUCAUGUUUCCGAAGAAAAUCAAUGAAGAUGAAUUAAGAGAAGCUGCAGCAGCUAAUGAUGAGAAUGAGUUACAAUUACAAUCUACAAUCAGUAGGAAAAGAGCAGGGACAAAUCCAAUGUCUCAUGAAUUACCACCUAGUGGAGAAGGGUAUAACGUACAUGCAAAUGAUUUUGCACGAAAUUCAGUUCAAGAAGAUGGUUAUGAGAUAUUACCAAGUGGUAAAAAAUUCAAAAUCAAACGAAAAGAUGAAAGUAAUAAAUGGUCUUCUUUUGGAUUUCGUGAUGAUGAAGAUGUCGAUGCUAUUAUAGAUGAAAGAUUGAAAAAAUUAGAAGAAGGAGAAAAUGGCAAUAAGUAA
Messenger RNA from Lodderomyces jiufengensis, 5190 nucleotides. RefSeq names its product aminophospholipid-translocating P4-type ATPase. The transcript has a single exon. The record is from RefSeq and is a predicted model, not a curated record. The coding region runs from base 1 to 5190 and encodes 1729 amino acids. Gene Ontology annotation, molecular function: magnesium ion binding; ATP binding; ATPase-coupled intramembrane lipid carrier activity. Gene Ontology annotation, biological process: phospholipid translocation; endocytic recycling; post-Golgi vesicle-mediated transport. NCBI's taxonomy places the organism in Eukaryota, Fungi, Ascomycota, Pichiomycetes, Serinales, Debaryomycetaceae. Gene Ontology annotation, cellular component: plasma membrane.